Molecule: messenger RNA, 996 nt
Organism: Gilbertella persicaria
Lineage: Eukaryota; Fungi; Mucoromycota; Mucoromycetes; Mucorales; Choanephoraceae
Exons: 2
Coding region: 1-996 (331 amino acids)
Source: RefSeq, a predicted model, not a curated record
AUGCAAGCCAUUCGUCAAGAAGGUGAACAAGGAAAGCUCCGUCUUCUUUGCCGUCAUCGCUCUGGCUAUGGUAUGACCAAGCUUGAACAAAUGGGAUGUGAAAUCGUACAAGUUGACUAUAUGGACCAUGAUAAAGUCUGUCAGGCCUUAAAGGACUGUAGCAGCUUGUUAUUUAUCCCUGAAAACUCUGAUAAGCGACUCAAGGAAGCUGAAUGUGUUAUGAAGUGUGCCAAGAAAGAAGGUGUUGAGCAUAUGGCCAUGAUGUCUUUUAUUGGUGUUGACAAGCUGCAUCAUAAAGAAGAAGAAAGUGCUGGCUCUGAAUUCCAUAAUUUUAAGGAGUUUUGUCAAAUUGAAAAGAUGGUCCAGGAAUACUUUAGUGGUGAUAAACACUGCAUUGUUCGUCAUGCGUUGUACAACCAAUUCUUUUACUAUCUUGCUCCUCGUAUUGAGUCUGAAAGAGUCCUUGCCCUUCCUGUCAAGAAAGAUGUCAAAUGGUCUACAGUAGAUUUGAAUGAUAUCUGUGAAGGUGUCUUUAUGUUGGCCAAGAAGCAACAUCAAAAACUUAGAGGAAGUCAACAAGAACAAGGAGAAAUUUAUCAUAAGCGUACUUACAACUUUGUGAUGCAUCCUAUGCCUGCUGAACAUAUGGCCCGUGAAAUUUCUGAAGGUUUGCAAGUUAAGGAACUGCACUUUAAGGAAGUCUCUGAAGACGAAAUCAAGCAGUUCCUCAAAAAGAUGAAGGAUGAUAAGAUGUUCCAAGAGCGUCCAAGCAAUGACAAUGAUUUUAAGAAGGGCAAGGAUGGCUAUUGGUCUUUCCCUAUUGGCAAAUUCAUCAAUGAAAAAAAGAUUGAAACUAUGAUUGAAUACAUGCGAUUGGCCAAUAAGCGAUGUUUGGAGGACUAUCAUGAUGACCUUGAAAAAGUCUUGGAACGCAAGCCUCAUUCUAUGAAGCAUUACUUUGAAGUCAACCGUGAUCAAUUCAAGCGCUUCAAAUAA